Molecule: messenger RNA, 690 nt
Organism: Paramecium primaurelia
Lineage: Eukaryota; Ciliophora; Oligohymenophorea; Peniculida; Parameciidae
Source: the annotation of a GenBank genome assembly
AUGAUAAAUAUUAUAUCCUACUCAGAUAUAGGAUUAUGUAAUGAAACUUUUAUUAAUUUAGAGUCCACAAGCAUUGAGGAGAUAUCAAAUAGUUAUCCAAGAUUAUUUAUUAUAACUCUAGAAAGGAAUGGUAAUCAAUUAAGUGAGAUAAAGAAAACAACAAUAUCGGAGAUGAAUAAGACUCUUAUCAACCAAAAAGGAAUAAAAAUAUUUCUAAUUUAAAAAUAAGAAUUGAAUUAAUAUUCUUUAUACAGCAUCUUUAAAUUAGAAAACUCCUAUUUAGAUUUAAUUAAUUUCAUAACAAAUUUAAUUAUGAGUAGAACAGAUGGAUUCAACUUCACAAUUACUUAAUCAGGAAUAUAAAGUUUUUAGAAGUUAAAUCGAAAGAUUUGUAUUGAGAACAAUGAUAUUUCUCUAUCAUAAUUAAUCAGUGACUAUCUAAAAAAAAUAAACUUAGAUGAUAUAUCUUAAAAAGAUUGUUAAAAUCUGCUCUUAUUUGAAUAUGAAAUAGAUUCUUUCUAAUCCUUUGAUUUUCAUUCUUUUAUUAAAGGUAGUUUGUAAACUGUUAAAAAGAUGAUCCAAAUUAUCAUUUAAAUAGUUUAAUCUUUGGAAUAGCUAAACUAAUCGGAAAUGCAUUCAUAAUUCGAAUAGGAAUUAUAUAAUUUUUUAUAAGAACUCAUAAAUUUAUGA